Molecule: messenger RNA, 2294 nt
Organism: Copidosoma floridanum
Lineage: Eukaryota; Metazoa; Arthropoda; Insecta; Hymenoptera; Encyrtidae
Gene: gwl
Product: serine/threonine-protein kinase greatwall
Biological process (GO): intracellular signal transduction; peptidyl-serine phosphorylation
Cellular component (GO): nucleus
Molecular function (GO): protein serine/threonine kinase activity; ATP binding
Source: RefSeq, a predicted model, not a curated record
GUGGCAUAUAUCUGGAAGAUUUAGAGUCUAAGUAUACUCUAAGUGUAAUAAUUGUGAAACACUCUAUUUACCUUAGUUGGUGCAGCUUGGCAUGGUGUGACAGUGCCAAUACUUGUACACUGUAAAAACAUAAUCUCUCAAGAGUGGUGGGUAAAAAUGCAGGGUUCAUUACUGCCUGAAACAUCGCCCCAGGAAGCCUCGAACUCCGCUCUCAACGGCAGCAAUAACGAUGCUGUCGAGAGCGAUCCAGAGAAAACCGUCUGCAGGGGAUUGUUGACACCCCAGCAGCCAGAAAACAAGCCCAUCGACAACUCAAUCUUCAACACCAUCUCGAAAAUUGUCAAUCCGACUGCCAAGGUACCAGAAAUUCAAGAUUUUAAAAUUGUCAAACCCAUAAGUAGAGGUGCAUUUGGCAAAGUCUUUCUGGGGUACAAAAAGACAAACUCAGACCAAAUUUAUGCAAUCAAAGUCAUGAAGAAGAACGAAAUGAUCCACAAAAAUAUGGUAUCCCAAGUAGUUAUAGAGAGAAAUGCGCUCGCGCUCAUCAGAAGCCCUUAUUGCGUACAAUUGUUUUACUCGUUGCAAUCUGCCACAAGCGUUUAUUUAGUUAUGGAAUACAUGGUUGGAGGUGAUUUGAAAAGUCUAGUCGGAGUUUACGGCUACAUGGAAGAGUCGAUGGCUGCCUUUUACACAGCCGAAGUCUGCCUAGCAUUAGAAUAUCUUCACUCCCAUGGUAUCGUGCACAGAGAUCUUAAGCCAGACAACAUGCUGCUCUCAAAGGAGGGUCAUGUCAAGCUGACAGACUUUGGUCUUAGUAAGAUAUCGACUCUGCAACGCGAACUUGAGAUAUCUGAUCUAAUGAACUGCACGCCAAGUCUGUGCACGCGGACUCCAGGUCAGCUGCUCUCCCUCACGUCGCAUCUGACCUUUGACUCGGGCCUAAAGUCCACGGCCAAUGACUCGCAGCUGCUAAACUUGAGCAUGCAAAGUAAUCUCGAUACUGACCUGUUACCAAAGCUCAGAUUACGCGGCAGAAAGCCUAAAUACCAUGACAGCCUAAAUUCACUUGGAUCCUCGGAUAUGCGAUCCGGCGACUUUUCCCGAGUCUCUGGCGUGGCGUCUUUGCAUUCGCCUGAGCAAAUCCGAAUGUCCGGGAUUUGCACGAACUCGGGUUCAAAUGGUUACCAUACGGCGCCCUCGACCAAUGCCUCUGAAAUCGACGGUCAUGCUAUAGACGAGGAACAGUCGACUCUCGAAGGCGAAAAGUCGGUGCAUCCUCUGCCCCACACUAGUCCACUCAGCUCCUGUGACUUUACACAGUCCCGAGGAAUUAAACGAAAACGUCAGAGACAUCUCAUGCACGGGACUGGGCUCACGAGGGAAAUCUGUAUGAUGGGUCUGGAUGAAAACGUGACGCCGAAAAAGAAAAAUCGAGGCCCAAAGUUCAACGUCGCAAGCCCAUCGUUCGCUUCAAAGAUUGAGAACGCCGAAGCAGCAUCCAAAGUAGAAGCAGCCGAAGGCUCUGCAAGGGUAGCUUUUAGUACACCAGUUUCAUCGUCCAAACAACGACCAAACGAGAAGACAUUAAAAAAAGACGAGCCCGUGCUCAAGUCAACGAGAUUCGAUCUGCCACGAGAUAGCGUAACACCGGACAGGACUGCCGACGAUACUGACAGUAGCGAGCUGCAAGCCCAGCACAGAUCACCAGAAGGAAUUUCGCCCAUUAAAACACCACCCGCUUCGGAAAAUAAUUACACGCCCUACAGAACUCCAAAAUCUGUGAGAAGAGGCCCUCAAGGAGGCAUCAAUCGAUCAGAUGAACGAAUUCUUGGUACUCCGGAUUACUUAGCCCCAGAACUACUUAUGCGCCAAGGUCAUGGACCGGCAGUGGAUUGGUGGGCCCUGGGUGUUUGUUUAUUUGAGUUCUGUACGGGUGUCCCGCCAUUCAACGAUGAAUCUCCCCAAGCUGUAUUUGACAACAUCUUAGCGAGAGACGUACCUUGGCCAGAGGGCGAGGAAACCCUAUCUGCUAAUGCCAUUGAUGCCAUUGAUUCUUUGCUCACUCUAGACCAGCACACGCGCCCUACAGCUAAAGAGGUGCGCACUAUGAAGCUCUUUAGUGAAUUUCCAUGGAACGAGCCCCUAAAAGCUGUGCCUCCAUUCGUUCCUCAGCCUGAUGACAAUCUUGAUACAUGCUACUUUCAAGCACGCAAUAUUUUACAGCAUCUCAACGUCAGCAGCUGCGAUACGUGACUAUUGAUUUAUUGAAUGAUCACUACAGAUUUAUCCAAAGG